AUAUUGUAUAGUUCGCCAGGUAUUUUGUAUAAAACAUUGUAUUCGUGGAUAUCCAGCGAAAUUUGAUGCAGAAUGGGAUAAUGGGUUAAUUCAUCUCCCGUGUUAUUCAUGCUUAACUUCCACCCAACGAUCGCUGUCGCUGUUCCAAGUAUUAUGACGACACAAUGAACGAUGCAACUUAGCUUCGCGGAUUUAUUAUCAAACGUCGGUAUAAAUAAUCGCGCAGCUCGCUAAAUGUUAAAUCUUUUUUAGACAAAAAAUUUCUUAAUAAAAAAUAUUGUUUCGUGAUAAAGGUAACUGUGAAGUAAUAAAGGUAAUUGUGACGUGAUAUUUUUGUUACCAUGGAAACAGCAGAUGAGAUUCGAGAAUUGGCACCGGAGUAUCGCGAUCGACUUCGAACAUGGCUUAUUAAGAUGAUCGAAAGCGGGAAAAUCCCUGGACUUAUGUGGGAAAACCCGGAAAAAACAAUUUUCCGGAUGCCAUGGAAACAUGCAGGGCGACAAGAUUAUAACUUGGAGGAGGACUCGAAAAUAUUUAUGGCGUGGGCCAAACACAGUGGGAGAUACAGAGAGGGAGUUGACAAACCUGAACCAAUAGUUUGGAAAACAAGACUUCGCUGCGCGUUGAAUAAGAUGCCGGAUAUUCAAGAAAUUCCCGAACGCAGUCGUCUUGAUAUCAGCGAACCUUACAGAGUGUACAGACUCUUACCACCAGUUCAUAAAGCUUCGCAAAUUCGACGACGUUUGUUUAAAAGGAGUCAAAGUCAUGAUACCGAUGCUAUGACGUCAUAUGGGAAUCCCCUCCCUACGUCAUCGCGUGUGACGUCACAAAUAAACAACCAACGUCGAAGUAGUUCGAUUGAGCUAUCAGAACGACAACCACUGACGUCACCACCAGGUCUCAUGACGUCACCACCAAGCCUCAUGACGUCACCUAACCUAUGGUACCCUCCAUCUUACCCAUUGAAACAUCAAUUAUCGUCUUACCAACUAUUGGGAAGGAAUAACUUGGAAGGGGGUUUUAACUUAGGUAGAUCCCCGUUACCCCCCUUAAACCCACCCUUUCAUACGUCACUUGCCCCACUUACCCCUUUUCUAUCGGGGGGGAACACCAGUCUUGCAUUACGUCAUCAACCUACGUCAGUGAUGAGUCACGUGCACAAUAUGGCUGCCCAGGUGUUCGCUGUCGAGCAUAAAUAUCGUUCUCAACUCAAUUUAACGCGAAAGCUCGAAGCCGAGAACGAAAGUUUAAAAGCUUCUGAACAAGCCAUGUGCCGGAGGCUAAAUGAGACUCACAGUUUAUUCGAGAAAUUGUCGAAAACUGAAGAGCGCGUGCGCAGUCUGGAGAGGGAACUUGCGCAGUACCGUAGUGCGCAUGCACGUGAAAGAUGCGCACGAGAACGCCUUGAAGCAGAAAGAGAGAAAAUGCAAAAUAUUCUUGGUCGUAUUGAAACGUCUACGUCAUUCAAUGAUGACGUCAUUGUUAGCAAACAAACCGAAAAAAGUGAAACACACAUGACGUCAGCAGUUGCUGACGUCAAACCAUACGUCACACACCACGUGAAUAAAACAUCAAUGUCUCUCAAGCGAAUAAAUUCACCUCUGGAUUUAUCGGUUGAGGCUACGUCAUCGAAAAACCGGAAAUCAUCUUUCGACCAAUCACGAGAUACCACGUGGUCGGAAGAUUUUUUAACAAAUCGACGUCAUAGCAACGUGACGUCACCACCAACGUUUCGAGUGAUUCCUAUGACGUCACAAGAGGAAAAGCCGUCAUCGCGAUCUUCAUGCUCCAGUGAUUCAACCACCUCACGUGAUUCCUAUCGAGGUCGCUCUUUAUCGCCGCCCCAGCGCUCAUCUCAUCUUGCUUCUCAUAGAAAUACAAUACAAGUUACGUGACUAUCGUCGCCCAAUGACAAACCGUAGUUUCUUUUCCCGCCAAAUUCAAAGAUUUGUUCCAAACCAAUCACACAACGCUACGUCAUCGUUUUUCUAAUUUUCAAAUAAAAACUUUUUUGCGAUUUUAACAAA
Messenger RNA from Ciona intestinalis (vase tunicate), 2027 nucleotides. Lineage: Eukaryota; Metazoa; Chordata; Ascidiacea; Phlebobranchia; Cionidae. The record is from RefSeq and is a predicted model, not a curated record.